Messenger RNA from Panicum virgatum (switchgrass), 755 nucleotides. RefSeq lists its product as uncharacterized. The coding region runs from base 54 to 755 and encodes 233 amino acids. The transcript is spliced from 4 exons. NCBI's taxonomy places the organism in Eukaryota, Viridiplantae, Streptophyta, Magnoliopsida, Poales, Poaceae. The record is from RefSeq and is a predicted model, not a curated record. Gene Ontology annotation, biological process: transposition.
AUUACGUUUAGGUGCCUCCGAACUGGUGCGCAAACAAGGCCGAGUGCUGGUCUAUGAUGGUGGACAAGUGGAUCAGCGAGGAUUGGGCCCGCCAGCACGCCUUAUGCCGGGAGCGCCGCUUGAUGAUGCCAGGUCUGGCACAUCAUCAAGGGAGCCUUAGCCUCGGCGAGUACAAGAAUACUUGGUCGGAGUCUCAUCCAGGCCAGUGUUGCAACGACUUCACAGCGUACGCCAUGUCUCACAUGGGCAGGGCGACGUCGGACGUGGCCUACAACCCGGCGGCUCCACCAGAGGCCUACACAAACCCAAGCAUCCACGCGCGCAUCAAUGCAUACACGGAGGUGGGAAGGGCGCUCCACGGGGAGACUUGGGAUCCGACCACCGCGCCACUCUCCGGAGAAGCCAUCAUGAGGGCGGGACAAGGGAAGAAGCACGGGCGGUACUUGAUCGCCAACAGCUUGGUCGACACGGCGAGUACGCCCAGUCUCUCGCAGCUUAGGGCAAGUACCACCGACUCGACCCCACCCAUACGCUCACGGCCUGAGACUUCAGUGGCCUGCGUGCACCAGAGACAGGCCGAGAUGGAGGCUAAGUUUGAGGAGGAGAGGAGGUGUCGAAUGCAGAUCGAGGCCAAGCUAGAGCAGGAGCAGAAGCUAAGGGAGGAGCAGUCGAAUCAAUCGUGGAACGCAUCGAACAACCCUCCUCCGGACCAGAACUCGCCGGCGGCUCCGAGGCAAUCUUGCCCCCCCACCUGA